AUGGCCGCCGCCUCGCCUCGCCGCCGUCCAACGCCUCAGACCUCCACCUUCAUCAUCGUCCUCUUCAUCCUGUCAGGCGGCUGUUUUUUGUCUGUUUGCUGUUUUAAAGUGGCGGAGGGUGGCGUGGCCUCUCUGUCCUGUCAGUACUCCGUGAAGCGUUUCGGCCUGAGCCGGGUCUGCUGGGGUCGCGGCUGUGGAACCUUCUGGUGCAACAACAUCCUCGUGCAGACGGACGAGAACGGCGUCAUCUCUAAGGUGACGGACCGGUACCGGCUGACGGGGGACGUUCUCGAUGGACAGAUGGACCUGGACAUCAUGAACGUGAGGCGGACGGACAGCGGGCCGUACUGCUGCAGGGUCGACGUCGACGGCAUCUUCAACGACAAGAAGGUGAUCAUGAACCUGAGAGUGGUGAAAGCCCCAGGAACCAGUUCACCUCCAACAACAACAACAACGACAGUAAUGACAACAACAACAACAACAGCAACGAAACCAGAUCGAGACAUGGAGCCGUCGGCCUCCACAGUAAACUGGAAAAUGCUGCUGUCGUCUCAUCUGGACCUCCUGAAGAACUCUACGCUGCUGCGCUCCGACACCGUCACUGUGGAGGACUCUCACCCGUCUCUCUCGCUUCAGAUCAAUGUUCCCGUCCUCUCGCUCUCUCUCACUGUGUUGCUGAUCUUAGCUUCAGUUUUUCUCUUUCUGGCCUUUAAACGUGGAAUCUACAGACGAGCCUUAAAGACCGGCUGUUUUUCCUCUGAGGAGCCUCCGCACAUCAUCUAUGAGAUUCGGAUGAGGAGACCAGUUCAGGAGAACAUCUACACUCUGGACUAGUUCAG
Messenger RNA from Scomber scombrus (Atlantic mackerel), 839 nucleotides. It is a transcript of the gene timd4, whose product is annotated as T cell immunoglobulin and mucin domain containing 4. The transcript is spliced from 8 exons. The record is from RefSeq and is a predicted model, not a curated record. Bases 1 to 834 code for a protein of 277 amino acids. Lineage: Eukaryota; Metazoa; Chordata; Actinopteri; Scombriformes; Scombridae.